GGAGUGUGAAGUCAUUUGCAAAAUGGCGAGUUAUUCGUAUGGCCAGGGAUACCAUGGAGCAGCUGGACAACCUCCAGGCGCACCUCAGGCAAACUAUUAUGGAGGACAGCAGUAUGGAGGAGGUGUUCAGCCUGGAGCUGGAUAUGGGGGGCCAGCUCCUGGUGCACCUUAUGGCCCACCAUCUUCUGGGGGAGUUUAUGGACAUCCUAUCCCAGGUAGUGCUCCACCUGGAGCUCCUGGAGGCCCCUAUGGGGGACAAGCACCAGGGGGACCUUAUAGUGUCCCAGGUUCCACCCCUUAUGGAAACCAACAACAGGGAGCACAUACUGGAAACAUUCCUCCAGGGGUGGAUCCAGAGGCUUUCUCGUGGUUUCAGACUGUUGAUACAGACCGCAGUGGCUGCAUUUCCUUGAAGGAGCUGAAGCAAGCACUGGUCAAUUCCAACUGGUCAUCGUUUAAUGAUGAGACCUGUAUGAUGAUGAUGAAUAUGUUUGAUAAGAGCAACACUGGGCGCAUUGAUUUGUAUGGAUUUUCAGCUUUAUGGAGAUUCAUCCAGCAAUGGAGAAACAUGUUCCAGCAGUACGACAGAGACAGAUCUGGCUGCAUUAAUCAAGGAGAAUUGCAUCAAGCUCUGUGUCAGAUGGGUUACCAGGUCAGUCCACAGUUUGUGCAGUUUGUGAUGUCCAAAUAUGCUCAGAGAUCUGCACAGCCAGGGCUGCAAUUGGAUCGAUUCAUACAGAUUUGCAUCCAACUGCAGAGCAUGACUGAGGCCUUUCGAGAGAAAGACACUGGACUUGUAGGAAAUGCCAAGCUCAGCUAUGAGGACUUCCUCAACAUGACUAUAACACGGCUUCUGUAAACUGGACCCCUUCAAGCUUUCUACUCUUCGAUGGAUCCUCUUUUAUCUUUACUCUUCUGGAAGAGCAAUGUAAAGUACUCUUACUCAUACUAUAUUGGAGAUGCUGCAAGUUUAUCUUUUGUGUUCUCCUGUUUUGCCCAGUUUUUUUUUUUCCUCACAGGCCAACCUUUUGUUCCUACUUCUGACUUACGAGUAUGAUAUAUACCACCUUUUAUAAUGUAACUUCUCAGAUUUAGUCAAUGUUCUUGUACAUGUAAGCUAAUAUUCAUUCGAUAUUCAUCUUAUUGCACUUAGAUGUCAACAAAUGAACCACUAGAUGGUGCUGUAGUCUUAUCUGGUGUUACUGGGCCAGUUAGUUAUACUGGACUCCGAGCAAUGUUCUGUAUAUGGUGUCGGUUUAUUUUUAUAUUGUUGCAGUUUUCUUUCUGUAUAUAGAACAUAUUUUAUUAAGCUGAUGCUUUCACAGUGACCGCUUAAUACUCACUUUGGUACACCCCUAUAUAUUUAUCAAAUGUAUAGUAAAAGCUCCCUGCAAGGAACUUCUUGUCAAGACUCACCUGAGCAAUGUAUAUCUGGAGCUAGUGCUCUCAUUUUAGUCUUCCAAAUCCUUAGGAUUUUCCAGCAGUUCUAUAACCUUUUCCUAUCUGAAAAGUUCUUAAAUUGACACAGCACUCAAAGCAGUGAGAUGUGUCAUUCUAGCAGAAUGUGUAAUUUAGCAAUAGCUGUUCUCUAACAGGGCUGUGAAACAAUAAUCCACUAUGCAAAUUGCAGGCAGGCAUGAAGGGUUUAUUCAAGCACAGAAAGGAAUUUGUUAAAUCAGAAAUUAUCUGUAUUUUUUUUUUUGCUACCACUUUGGAAGAAAAUAUUGAUCAUCCCAAAAUUUAGAGCCAGAUUGAAAGAUGUGUAUUACUUAAAACUAGGGAUGCACCAAAUCCAGGAUUCGGUUCACGAUUCGGCUUUUUUCAGCAGGAUUCGGCCGAAUCCUUGUGCCUGGCUGAACCGAAUCCAAAUCUUAAUUUGCAUAUGUGAAAUUUAGGGGAGGGUAGAGAAAUCACGUGACUUUUCGUAAGUAUUUUUGUCCAGUUUUUUCUUUCCUGCCCAUAAUUUGCAUAUGCAAAUUAGGGUUCGGUAUUCAAACUAAUCUUUCACCGGGGAUUCCACCAAAUCCCAAAGAGUGUAUUCGGUGCAUCCCUACUUGAAACGAAAUGCUUUUGCAUUUUAGUGCAAUUCAGUUGUAUUGUCUUAAAGGGGUACUUUACAAUUCUGUCUUUAGCAAUGUUUUUCAUUGGUCUCCAGUCAAAGAUUAUGAAUUAAAAACUAUUGAUCUGUGAUACUACAAUUUUUGUAGCUGGUACUACUACUUUUCAUUUAGGCCCUCUCCCAUUCAUAUUCCAGUGUCUCAUUUGAACCACUGCUUGUUUGCUAUGGUGAAUUGGACCGUAGUGUCCAGAUAGCUUCUAGGCAGCUAAAUAAUUAAAAAAAUUAAAAAAAAACUAAUUAUCUCAAUAUAUCACUUUCCAUAUGAUACUAAAAUUUAAUUUAAAUGUGAACUACCCCAUUAAACUUCCAAAUGUAACAAUAUGCAUUUAAAUCAAUAUCUUAAGUAGCAAACAUUAGUUAAUUGGGUACUGUGUUAAUGUUGGUUGGAGGUCCCUUACUUCAUACACAGUGACAAAUAGUGUGCAUGACUUAUGAAGGUUUCUUAGGCUUUUUUUUAAUUUAGCAGUGAUUGCCAAAGCUUGUAAAAUUCCAUUCAUUGCACUUCUGCAAUACCGUUAAAGGCCAAAUGAACAUUGUUUGGGUUGAAAAUUUCCCUUUUCAUUCCUUGACUUCUUGCCGCCGUUAAGGCAGAAUUCCAUGAAAGGAGGAUGCGUUUUAAGCAGCUUAGAUCCCCUUCAAACUAUGUUGCCAUGUUUUAUAUAGGAUCUGAAAGAAGAAUUUCAGGACUACACAGCAAACCAAGAUGAUGACGUAUGAAAUAAACAAAAUAUAUAUUAGUCUGUCUUUCUGUCAAGUGGCUGGUCUGAUGUAUUUUAGGAACUUAAGAAUACCAUUGGCUGCAAGGGAAUUGCCUCUAGUAGCCUGUUCCUGCCAUUUUGAAUGGUGGUAUUUAUUGGGAAUGAAUUUUAAAAAAUUGAUUGUUUUAAGGUGCCAAGGAAUACAGGGAAUUACUCCUUCAUAAUUAGAAGGCAAAUUCUUGGGUAGGGUUUCUUACUGUAAUGCACUGUAGUGUUUAUGCAUGGAUAGAUAUCUUCAGUGUUAAUACUUUGGUUAAUGAUCAUGUGUAUUGCACUUUUCUGGAUUUUUAGAUAGGUAGUGAUAAGUUUAGCUCACCAUACAUUGAAUAAUCUGGUUGUGUAGCCAAGAUAGCGAUUUGUUAAACCCAGAAUGGUACAAAUCAAGAUUCUCUCAAUGUUGACCAUCUGGACAGUAGUUCAUUGUAGGGCCUGUAGAAUAUAGAUUGCAGACACAACCUAAUCUAAUAAGUACCAGGCCAGAUAUGUGUCUCAAUAGGAAAGAGGUUAUCAGAAUAAGUUCAGGCUGUGCAUUGAUGGCUUUGAGUGUGUAGCUAGCCUCCCCUGCUGACACCUGGAUAUUUUAGUUACUUUAUUACGUACGCUGCCAAAUAAACCUUUGCACUGGGCAGUCUAUGUCUAAGCUCAAACAUGAAUUGAAAGGGAUGUCCUCUAUCUGUUGCUUGGGGAAAUUUUUUUUUGUAAUUUUUAAGCUUUGAAUAAAUCUAAUCUGAUACCAUG
Molecule: messenger RNA, 3615 nt
Organism: Xenopus laevis (African clawed frog)
Lineage: Eukaryota; Metazoa; Chordata; Amphibia; Anura; Pipidae
Gene: pef1.S
Product: penta-EF-hand domain containing 1 S homeolog
Exons: 5
Coding region: 23-859 (278 amino acids)
Biological process (GO): COPII vesicle coat assembly
Cellular component (GO): cytoplasm; membrane; endomembrane system
Molecular function (GO): calcium ion binding
Source: RefSeq, a predicted model, not a curated record